This is a messenger RNA of Enterobius vermicularis (human pinworm), 894 nucleotides long. The record is from the annotation of a GenBank genome assembly. NCBI's taxonomy places the organism in Eukaryota, Metazoa, Nematoda, Chromadorea, Rhabditida, Oxyuridae.
AUGUCGGGUAAUAACACAGAAUACGUGGGGAUGAUGGAUAUACUCCUGGGGACAGAAUGGAGCGUUGAUCGAACUGUUUCAUUCAUGAGUCACUGGGUACCCACAUCCUACAAAAUUACGGCGGGUUAUCUUUGUAUGGUUUACUUCGGGCAAAAAGUGAUGCAUAAUCGAGAACCAUUCCAGCUGCAGAGACUUUUAGCGUUGUGGAAUUUUUGUUUUUCAUUUUUUUCUGGAUUAGCAGCCUAUAAAUUGGUUCCUGAAUUGUUUUGGGCUAUCAAAGAACUAGGAAUUGUUGGUUCUUACUGCGAAAACGCGGAGUAUUAUAACAAUCCGUCUACUGGUUGGUGGGGAUGGAUGUUUGUGAUGUCGAAAGCUCCGGAACUAGGCGACACAUUGUUUCUGGUUCUCCGGAAACGUCCAGUGAUAUUUGUCCAUUGGUAUCAUCAUGCUCUUACGUUCGUUUAUGCUCAGAUAACAUACAGUGAGCUGCAAGCGUGGUGUCGAUGGAGUUUGGCAUUGAACUUGACGGUUCACACUGUAAUGUACUUCUACUUCGGAAUUAGAGCGUUAAAUUUCAAAACUCCUCGAUAUGUUGCCAAAUUCAUCACAUCAAUCCAGAUCAUUCAGUUCAUAAUUAAUGUCGCUAUUUUUGCACAUCUCUUCUACAUUAAGUAUUACGAAACGGUUCCGUUCUGCAAUGUCACAUGGAAUGUUCUUACCAUUGGUGCUUUGAUGUACCUCAGUUACCUGUAUCUCUUCGUGGACUUCUUUUAUAAUGCUUAUAUUGUGCGGAAACCUGUCAGAGGUGUUGCUACAGAACACAAAAUUACCGAUUUGCCAGAGAAGAAAACAAUGUUGCCGGCUGUCAGUUCAUCAUCAAAGAAGACAGUUUAG